Catharus ustulatus (Swainson's thrush) is the source of this 1546-nucleotide messenger RNA. RefSeq names its product alanine aminotransferase 1-like. The transcript has 9 exons. The coding region runs from base 43 to 1470 and encodes 475 amino acids. Gene Ontology annotation, molecular function: pyridoxal phosphate binding; L-alanine:2-oxoglutarate transaminase activity. Gene Ontology annotation, biological process: biosynthetic process. The record is from RefSeq and is a predicted model, not a curated record. NCBI's taxonomy places the organism in Eukaryota, Metazoa, Chordata, Aves, Passeriformes, Turdidae.
GUCACCUCCCCCUGGCUCUGCGCCACCGCCGCCGUCACCGCCAUGGCGGCCCAAGGGACAGCGGGGACCGCGACAGAGCCACCCCCGGUGCCACCCCCGGUGUCACCCGGGCCACCCGCGGUGUCCCCGCCGGUGUCGCCGUUCGUGCCACCCCUGGAGUGCGGCGGUGACGACGCUCAGGCCAUGGGCCGGGAGCCGCUGCCCCUCCUGCGCCAGAUUUUGGCCGCCUGCGCUUUUCCCGAACUUUUGGAAUCUCCGGCCCUGCCCGAGGCCGCGCGGGACCGAGCCCGGAGGAUCCUGCGGGAAAUGGAUGCCGGGAAUAUCGGUGGAUACAACCACGAGCAUCGAUCCCACGGGGUCCCCACCAAGAUUUCCCGCUUCCUGGAAUUCCGGGAUGGGAUCCCCUGCGACCCCAAAAACAUCGUCCUGUGCAGCGGGACCUCAACGGUGAUCCCAUUCCUGCUCUCCCUGUUCGUGUCCCCGUCCCGGUCUCUCCCCCCCGGGGUUCUGGUCCCGGUUCCGGGCCCCGCUCGCUGUUCGGAGCUCUCGGUUCUGGCCGGGGCGGUUCCGGUGCCGGUGCCGCUGGACGAGUCCCGGGGCUGGGCCUGGAACGUUCCGGAGCUGCGCCGGAGGAUCCGGGAGAGCCGGAGCCGCUGCGAGCCCCGCGUGCUGUGGGUGCUGAACCCCGGCGACCCCACGGGUCAUGUUUUAAGCCAGGCUCAGAUGCAGGAGCUGCUCGAGGUCGCGUUCGAGGAGUCGCUGCUGCUGCUCGCGGACGAGGUGCACCAGGAUCUCUGUUUCAGCUCCGAGUUCCCGUUCGUUCCCUUCCGCCGAGCGCUGGCCCGGCUGGGGCCGCCGGUGGCCACCGAGCUCCAGCUGGGCUCCCUCUGGUCCCUGUCCCACAGCGCGGCCGCCGAGAGCGGGUUCCGUGCCGGAUUCCUGGAGCUGCUGAACGUGGAUCCCGCGCUCCUGGCCCCGUUCCAGCUGGCCCAGUCCCUGCCCCGGCCCUGCGUCCCCGGGCGGAUCCUGCUGGAGCUGAUCCUGGAGCCGCCCGACGAGCGGGAUCCCCUCAGCAGGGAGCUGGAAAAGCACCGUCAGGAUCUCCGUUCUCUCCUGGCCUCCAACGCCCGCCGGGUGCUGCAGGUUCUCGGCCGCGCCCCCGGGAUCCGGUGCCACCCCCCGGCCGCGGGUCCCCGAGUGUUCCCAAAGUUCGAGAUCCCGCCCCGAGCCCGGAGCCAGGCCCGGGCUGUCUCUGCUGCUGCCGCCGCCGGUGCUGGAACGAGCCCUGGAGCUCCUGCGGCGCUGCCACGCGGAAUUCCUGCGGGAAUUCUCCUGAACCCCGAAUUCCUGGGAAUUCUGAACUCCAAAAUCCUGUGGGAAUUCUCAGGAAGAGGCUCCAGAUCUUCAGGAUUUGGGAAAAAUUCCCAAAAAAAUCUCACCCGGAAGUUCCCGGCUCCGUACGCGGGAUGACGCCGCAGAAAAAUUUGGGAAUUCCAACAGAGGGAUUGGAAAAAAUUAGGGAAAAAUUUGGAUUUUGGGAAUUUGG